Molecule: messenger RNA, 1308 nt
Organism: Caenorhabditis remanei
Lineage: Eukaryota; Metazoa; Nematoda; Chromadorea; Rhabditida; Rhabditidae
Exons: 7
Coding region: 1-1308 (435 amino acids)
Biological process (GO): protein dephosphorylation
Molecular function (GO): protein tyrosine phosphatase activity
Source: RefSeq, a predicted model, not a curated record
AUGACGAAGAAAAACAAAGCACAAUCGAAAGGAAAACCAAGACCUUCAAAGAAAAAGAGAAUCGAUGAUACAAUGGAUGAAGAUGAGCAAGAACCAGCAAAAGAGAGUCCAAUGUCAAAAGAGCCGGUAUCAAAAGAACAACCAACUGGAGGAGUCAAAGGAGGAUGGAACUUCUUCCAAAAUGAUAUUGUGAAAGAAUCAGUAAAAAAGCUUGCAAGUCGAGAGGCAAAUAAGAAGAAAUCAAAGGAAAAAGAGAAAGAGAAAACAACGAGAGAGAAGAAAUUACCCCAAUCAGCAGAGAAAACAGAAAAAGAAACUACUCAAUCAGCGAAAGUUUUGAUAGCAGCCAAGGGUCUUUGUAGAUAUUUACUUGAUAUGAAAGAAUCCAGUCUGAGUACAUAUUUCGAUGAACGUCUCUCCAAGUACACUCCUUCUAAUCAAACCUUUGUUGAUUGGGAAAAUAAUAUUACGAAGAAUAGAUCAAAAGAAUAUAAACUGAAUGAUAAUGGACGUGAUGGUUUCACAGAAAGAGUAUCCCGAAUCAUCACUAUAUUCGAACCAUUCACUGAUGAGGCAAUCGAAGAAUUCAGUAAAAUUCCUAGUUCUAUGUCACCAGUUGCCUCGUCAACACCUGAAUCUUCAACUGGAACUCCAUUGAGUGUGUCACAGAAAUCUCAAACAAGAGAUCAGAUCAUGACCACUUCGAUUCGUUGUGAGUCAAACCAACUCAAAUCCUUUUUUCCACUCUCUACCGAUCACUAUAUGAACCUGGAUAACUGGUUAAUCAACACUCGAAAAGUAGAAAUCGACGAACGGAAUAAGACAUGGAUGAGCAUGUACACAGUUGAGAUUGUAGCUGCUGAAUGUAGUGAAGCUAGUUAUAUAAGAGUGUUCAAUUGUACUACGUGGCCAUGGAAAAAGACUCCAAACGAAGAGAAAAAGCUUCUUGCUUUGGUCAGAGCUCCUUUCAAAGAUAAUGGAUCACUCAUCGCAAAACCUGAUAAAUCAGAACCUAUCAUUGUGAUGUGUGAUUUGGGACUUGAUCGGUCAGCGACAGUUAUUCUCACUUCUGUUAUCAUUGAACUUGUUUUGGCUGGAAAGACUCCUGAUUGUGAUGCUCUAUUUAAGAAAAUGAGAGACCAACGUGCCAAUGUCUUCACAAUGAGCAUGUUCUACACAUAUGCUAUCAGAGCAGCACUCGUUUAUUUGAGAAUGAAACUGAAAUUGGUCAAUGAUGGAGAAGAAUUGAAGGCUAUGUUGAAUGAGGCUCUCCUGAAAGUUCCGUUUCUUUCAAAUCCAAAAAAAUGA